This is a messenger RNA of Balearica regulorum gibbericeps (East African grey crowned-crane), 2499 nucleotides long. The record is from RefSeq and is a predicted model, not a curated record. NCBI's taxonomy places the organism in Eukaryota, Metazoa, Chordata, Aves, Gruiformes, Gruidae.
GUCUAUGCAAUAUUAGUUAGUCACCCUCCUGCUCCCAACGAUCACCUAACACCAACACCCGUAUCAUACACAGCUGGCUUCUACAGGAUCCCUGUCAUUGGUCUGACAACACGCAUGUCUAUAUAUUCCGAUAAGAGCAUCCACCUGUCCUUUUUGCGCACGGUCCCACCAUACUCUCACCAGGCCAACGUCUGGUUUGAGAUGAUGAGAGUCUUCAACUGGAAUCACGUCAUUCUGAUAGUCAGCGACGACCACGAAGGUCGUGCUGCACAAAAGAAGCUGGAGACCCUCUUGGAGGAGAGAGAAUCCAAGAGUAAAAAAAGGAACUAUGAAAACCUCGACCAACUUUCCUAUGACAACAAGCGAGGACCCAAGGCUGAGAAAGUGCUUCAAUUUGACCCUGGAACCAAAAACGUGACGUCGCUGCUGCUGGAGGCUAAGGAGCUGGAGGCUCGUGUCAUCAUCCUUUCUGCCAGUGAGGAUGAUGCAGCCACGGUGUACAGAUCAGCAGCCAUGCUCAAUAUGACGGGCUCCGGCUACGUGUGGCUGGUGGGGGAACGGGAGAUAUCGGGCAAUGCCCUGCGUUAUGCCCCUGAUGGAGUGAUCGGUUUGCAGCUUAUCAAUGGGAAGAACGAGUCAGCCCAUAUCAGCGACGCUGUCGCGGUGGUGGCCCAGGCUGUGCACGACUUGUUUGAGAAGGAGAACAUCACAGACCCGCCACGGGGCUGCGUGGGCAACACCAACAUCUGGAAGACAGGACCCCUUUUCAAGAGGGUGUUGAUGUCCUCCAAGUACUCGGAGGGUGUCACCGGCCGGGUGGAAUUCAAUGAGGACGGGGACAGGAAGUUUGCCAACUACAGCAUCAUGAACCUGCAGAAUCGGAAAUUGGUCCAGGUUGGGAUUUACAAUGGCAGCCAUGUCUUGACCAAUGACCGGAAGAUUAUCUGGCCAGGGGGAGAAACCGAGAAACCUCAAGGCUAUCAGAUGUCUACCAAAUUGAAGAUCGUGACGAUCCACCAAGAGCCCUUUGUGUAUGUGAAGCCCACACAAGCAGAUGGGACAUGCAGGGAGGAAUUCACCAUCAAUGGAGAUCCUGUGAAAAAGGUCUUUUGCACUGGACCCAAUGAGACCAUCCCAGGCCGUCCCACUGUGGCACUGUGCUGCUAUGGCUUCUGCAUCGACCUGCUCAUCCGGCUGGCGGGGGUGAUGAACUUCACCUACGAGGUUCACCUGGUGGCUGAUGGUAAAUUUGGUACCCAAGAGCGGGUUAACAACAGCAACAAGAAGGAGUGGAACGGGAUGAUGGGGGAGCUGCUGAGCGGCCAAGCAGACAUGAUUGUGGCCCCCCUCACCAUCAACAAUGAGCGGGCACAGUACAUUGAGUUCUCCAAGCCCUUCAAGUACCAGGGCCUCACCAUCCUUGUGAAGAAGGAAAUUCCCCGCAGCACCUUGGACUCGUUCAUGCAGCCUUUCCAGAGCACACUUUGGCUACUGGUGGGGCUGUCUGUGCACGUGGUGGCAGUGAUGUUGUACCUCUUAGACCGAUUCAGCCCUUUUGGCCGGUUCAAAGUGAACAGUGAGGAGGAGGAGGAAGAUGCCCUGACCCUCUCCUCGGCCAUGUGGUUCUCCUGGGGAGUCCUGCUGAACUCCGGCAUCGGAGAAGGUGCUCCCCGGAGUUUCUCCGCACGUAUUCUUGGCAUGGUGUGGGCUGGCUUCGCUAUGAUCAUUGUGGCUUCAUACACUGCCAACCUGGCAGCCUUCCUGGUGUUAGACCGGCCUGAGGAGAGAAUUACGGGCAUCAACGACCCUCGGCUGCGCAACCCAUCUGAUAAGUUCAUCUAUGCCACGGUGAAGCAGAGCUCUGUGGACAUCUACUUCCGACGGCAGGUGGAGCUGAGCACCAUGUACCGGCACAUGGAGAAGCACAACUACGAGAGUGCUGCCGAAGCCAUCCAGGCAGUGAGGGACAACAAGCUCCACGCCUUCAUCUGGGACUCGGCGGUGCUGGAGUUCGAAGCCUCCCAGAAGUGUGACCUUGUGACGACGGGGGAGCUUUUCUUCCGCUCCGGCUUCGGGAUCGGGAUGCGCAAGGACAGCCCAUGGAAGCAGAACGUCUCCCUGGCCAUCCUCAAGUCCCACGAGAACGGCUUCAUGGAGGAUUUGGACAAGACUUGGGUGAGGUAUCAGGAGUGUGAUUCCCGUAGCAAUGCCCCAGCAACACUCACCUUUGAAAAUAUGGCAGGUGUGUUUAUGCUGGUGGCUGGAGGUAUUGUUGCCGGGAUAUUUUUAAUAUUCAUAGAAAUAGCUUACAAAAGGCAUAAGGACGCGCGGAGGAAGCAGAUGCAGCUGGCGUUUGCGGCCGUUAAUGUGUGGAGGAAAAACCUGCAGGAUAGAAAAAGUGGUAGAGCAGAACCUGACCCUAAAAAGAAAGCCACUUUUAGGUCCAUCACCUCCACCCUGGCCUCCAGCUUCAAGAGACGUAGGUCCUCCAAGGAUACG